UUUCAUUCCAAUCUCCAUCUGUCUCUCUCUCAAAACUCCCAAAUUUAUGUUGAAAAUUGAAGAAGAAGUUGGUAGCAAAUAUCUAUUGGGGUUUCGCUACAAUUAGAGAAAAUUAAAAAAAGAAACUCUAAUAGAUUCUCCUUUUAAUUCAAUCUAAUGGAGGGAUCCUGUUAUUAUUCUGUUUUGGGUCUCUCUAAACACGCUUCUUCCGCCAAUAUUCGUUCAGCUUAUCGAAAACUCGCUCUGGAAUGGCAUCCGGACAAGUGGACAAAUAAGCCUCCACUUGAGGCUGUAGAAGCUAAUCGAAAGUUUCAAAAAAUUCAAGAAGCUUAUUCAGUAUUAUCAGAUGAAAAUAAAAAAUCAAUGUAUGAUGCUGGAGCUCUUGAUUUAUUCGACGACAUUGAUGAUAAAGAAGGCAUGGGAGAUUUUUUGCACGAUUUAAUGAAAAUGAUGGACAAUAACCCCAAGGCUGAGACGGAAAGCUUGGAGGAUUUGCAAAAAACGUUUGUUGAUAUGUUUGGUGACGAUUUGAGGGAGUUUAUGGAGAAGCAAGACCGGACGGACAGGAAGAGGGCACGUGUCUCGCUAGAGAAAACUAACAUGUCAAGAAGCAGGGCUUGUCGCUAGCAGGGUGCCAUCUGCAUUAGGCACUGAUAUGACAAGGGAUUUGGUGUGUUGUGAUCUUCUUUUUAGGUUUACAUUUAAAUUUAAAUGAUUGUUGUUAGGGUGGACAAGUAAAUUGGAUGAUUUGGACUUGGUUGAUAUGGAUAUUUCAUGUCUCAAUUCAAAAACCCUUUUGCCUUUCUUAUCA
Erigeron canadensis is the source of this 811-nucleotide messenger RNA. RefSeq names its product chaperone protein DnaJ-like. Bases 157 to 627 code for a protein of 156 amino acids. The record is from RefSeq and is a predicted model, not a curated record. The transcript is spliced from 5 exons. NCBI's taxonomy places the organism in Eukaryota, Viridiplantae, Streptophyta, Magnoliopsida, Asterales, Asteraceae.